This is a messenger RNA of Symbiodinium natans, 708 nucleotides long. Lineage: Eukaryota; Dinophyceae; Suessiales; Symbiodiniaceae. The record is from the annotation of a GenBank genome assembly.
AUGGCUGCGAUUAAGGUACAUGGUUAUGGUGGCAUCGAGGGUGACGUCACCCCUACUGUCGCCAGUGACGCAACAAGCGAAGCAAGUCUGUCCGAGUUCUCCUCUCCUGAGAGCUCCCAGGCCUGUUUCGAGCAUGAGCCGCUCACCAAAGAGGAGGUCCUGACGUUGCAGCGCGACCUGAUGCAGGAGCUCUCAUCGCCCGCCUUCCAGAAGGGCCUGCGCCAAGCAUCCGGCCUCCGUGCUGCCGGCAAGCACACCGAAUACCAGAAGGCACGGCUGGCCGUGGUGCGCGAUGUGCAGCGUGCCAUCGUUGCCAAGCAUGGCUUUCCACCCUCGGACAAAGGUGUGGACCAGAUGCUCCUGGCCAUCCAGGACUUUCACGAUGACCCCGACGUGUCCGUGAACGAGACGAUCCUCCAGCAGCUGUCCUCUUGCGGGGUGCCGGCCGCGAAGGAGGCCACUCUUCUGGGCUUCGAGAAGAAGACGCUCGGCAAGCGGGACAUGAUCAGGCUGCUCAAGAGCCUUCAGGAGCAGCUGGCCCCUUGCUUUGGCUUUGAGAAAAGCAAGGAGGGGGUCUUGAAGAUGAUCUCCACAUGCGGGACCUUCUUGACCCACCCGGAGGUGUCUGAGCUCUUCGACGUUGUCAAUGCGAAAUUGGGAAUGUCCCCGGCUGCAUGCAAAGCCUUCCGCACGAAAGUGCAGCCGUAA